This is a messenger RNA of Hirundo rustica (Barn swallow), 1468 nucleotides long. RefSeq names its product G-rich RNA sequence binding factor 1 (gene GRSF1). Gene Ontology annotation, molecular function: RNA binding. Gene Ontology annotation, cellular component: nucleoplasm; ribonucleoprotein complex. The transcript has 10 exons. The record is from RefSeq and is a predicted model, not a curated record. The coding region runs from base 1 to 1209 and encodes 402 amino acids. Lineage: Eukaryota; Metazoa; Chordata; Aves; Passeriformes; Hirundinidae. Gene Ontology annotation, biological process: regulation of RNA splicing.
AUGGCCGUGGCUGCCGUCGCCCGCCGCGCUCUGUCCGCGCUGCUGCUGGGCCGGGGCCCGGCGCUGCCGCCCGCCCUGCGCCUGCCCCGGCUCGCCCCGGUCCCGGUCCCGGCCCUGACCCCGCUCCGCGCCGCCCUCCGCCCAUACAGCCAGGUCACAGAUGCUCCGUCCCACGAAGGUCGCCUCUCGGAGCAGGAGCCCGCCUCACCCAAGGCGGAAAGCAACACUGUCUACCUCGUCAGGGCGCAAGGAUUCCCGUUCUCGUGCACCGAGGAAGAUGUCCUUACCUUCUUUGAUAGCUGUAGAAUUCGAAACGGUGAGAACGGGGUACACUUCCUCUUAAACAGGGAUGGGAGGCGCAGGGGGGAUGCCUUGAUCGAGCUGGAGUCCAAAGCAGACGUCCAGAGAGCCCUGGAAAAGCACCUGAGGUACAUGGGCCCACGCUACGUGAAAGUUUUUGAAGUCCAUGACAGCGAUGUGGAGGGCUUGCUGCAGAACCUGCGGGAUGAGACGCAGGCCAUGAACGACGGAGUUGUGCUGCUCCGAGGCCUCCCCUUCACCUCCACUGAGGAGGACAUUGCAGAUUUCUUCUCAGGUUUGAAAAUAACAGACAUAGCUUUCACUUACCGGGGAGACAGAAGAACAGGAGAAGCUUUCGUGCAGUUUGCUACUCCUGAAAUGGCGGCCAGGGCCCUGCUACGGCACAGGGAAUAUAUGGGAAAUAGGUACAUAGAAGUGUACGUGAGCAGAAAGCACCAGAUGCAAAGGCACAUGUCCUACAGCAAGCAGGUGAUGGCCUAUUCCAAAGAGAGAAGAGAGUAUGAAUCCAUCUCUGAAGACAGGGGCUGGAGAGACACUGGAGGCUCCUAUACCGAAGGAGAAACCAAAAUGUGCAGGCAAGGAACAGAAAGCUCCAGGCACGUGUUAGAGUCUGAGAACGUGUCAUCACCACCACAGCACUUUGUCCGCAUGAGGGGUUUUCCUUCCCAAGCUAGUGCCCAGGACAUAAUAAAUUUUUUUGCUCCCCUGAGGCCCACAAGGAUCUUGGUGGAAUAUAACUCCCAUGGAGAUGCCACAGGAGAGGCGGAUGUGCACUUCAAGAGCCACGAGGAUGCAGUCGCAGCCAUGGCCAAGGAGGGGUCACAGAUGGAGUGCUGUGCCAUUGAGUUGUUCCUGAACAAACAUCCAAAGGGCAAGGAGAACUGCUAGUGACAGUGGCACAGGCGCAGGUUUGGCCAAGCAAACACAUUCCGUGGGUAUGAGCAUGAAGAUCAGGUCCAAGAGUCACCACUCAGCAAGGAGGACAAGCUAACAUUAGUUCAGCCAUGUGUAAGAGUUUGGAACAAAUCUGAUGGGCUGUGGGGAGUUGCACCAGCAGCAGUGGGAACGGCCAAGGCUGCAGGGUGGAGCAGUCCUGGGCUCCAGGUGCAUCAGGCUGCAUUAAUAAAACACCAGGAUUGCCACUGAA